GGCGGCUGGAGCCGCCUUCCUGCGCUCCCGCUCGGCCUCCGCCCGCGCCGCCCGUCCGCAGGCCUGCGCUGUCGGGGGGAGCGAGGUGAGGGUCCGGCCACGUAGGGGGGACCGCGGGAGUCCCCUGGGCUCGGGGCCGCUGGCUGUCACCGUCACGUGGUGUGCGGGCUCGCUUCAGGACGGGAGACUCGGCGAGGAGCUGUAAUAACAUUCCACGGAACUGGAGCCACGAGCCAGGAUUUGUUCUAAGCGCUUUAUGUACAGCAAGUCCUGUAUUUCCAGCCUCGCCGCGGCCCUGCUCGGCAGAUGCGGAAACCGCCUUAGAAAGCGGAGAUGUUCCCUCUGCCUCAGAAGGAAUCCAGGGCACCUACUGCCUGUCCAGGCCUCGCCUCGGCACAGGACCUGGACAGUAACCACGGGGAUGGUCUGGAAAGAGAAUGCUCCAGAAAACCAGAACGGAAGCUGCCAGAGUUCAGUGGAGUGGGUGAUGCUCCAGCCACGGUGCCCUCUGACAGCGCCUACCUUUCCUCCAGAGGAAGCGUCAUUAAAUGGUUCUGGGACUCAGCUGAGGAGGGCUACAGGACCUACCACAUGGACGAGUAUGAUGAGGAAAAGAACCCCAGUGGUAUCAUUAACAUGGGCACCAGUGAGAACAAACUCUGCUUUGACCUGCUGUCCAGCCGGCUGAGUCAGAGCGACAUGCUGCGGGUGGAGCCGUCUCUGCUGCAGUACCCUGACUGGAGGGGACAUCUGUUCCUCCGGGAGGAGGUGGCCAGAUUCCUGUCUUUUUACUGCAAGAGCCCUGCACCCCUGAAGCCAGAGAAUGUGGUGGUUCUGAACGGCUGUGCCUCUGUCUUCUCUGCUCUGGCCACGGUGCUGUGUGAGGUUGGGGAGGCCUUCCUGAUCCCUGCCCCUUACUACGGAGCCAUCACACAGCACAUCUAUCUCUAUGGCGGCAUCCGGCUGGUCUGUGUCUAUCUGGACAGUGAGGCCACCGGGCUGGACACACGUCCCUUCCAGCUCUCCGUGGAGAAGCUGGAGAUGGCCCUGCAAAGAGCUAAUUCCGAGGGUGUGAAGGUCAAAGGCCUCAUCCUCAUCAACCCCCAGAACCCUCUGGGUGACGUCUACUCCCCCGGAGAGCUGCGCGACUACUUGGAAUUUGCCAAGAGGCACGAGCUGCACGUGAUGGUGGAUGAGGUCUACAUGCUGUCCGUGUUUGAGGAGUCGGCAGGGUACCACAGCGUCCUAAGCCUGGAAGGGUUGCCAGACCCCCAGAGGACGCACGUGAUGUGGGCAGCCAGCAAGGACUUCGGGAUGUCCGGGCUCCGCUUUGGCACACUCUACACAGAGAACCGGGACGUGGCCACUGCGGUGGCCUCUCUCUGCCGCUAUCACGGCCUCAGUGGCUUGGUCCAGCACCAGAUGGCACAGCUGCUCCGGGACCAGGUUUUCAGACAUGAGCUCAGACCCGUAUCCUGUGGAUUGAGAGGGAGGCUGGAUCUCUUUGAAGAGGACCUUGCACCAUCCCUGCAAAUACAGACAGAUGUCCACGCAGCCCUUCCUCAGGAAACUGCAGUCUUUGUCAGACUAACAGUCCAUCCGGGAGAGUUUAAUACCCAGAUGUUUUGGGGGUUGUUGGGUCGAGAGCAUGAGCUGAUAAUAAUGCCAGGCAACCCUCAAGCCGCAGUGGGCAGGAGCUGGGAGGUAAAUGCCUUAGGCUCUCAUCCUUCGGCGGGACGGGGUAGUCUGCGUGAUUCCUCGGGGCUUCCCAGCACUCCCACUGGCCCUUUUCCCACUGCAGUGACUGGCUUAAAUCGCACACCUCUUUUUCGCUUUCCCUCCUUCCCUGUCUCUCGCUUGUUGCUAGCCACUCUGGCUUUCUGAGAUCACCUCCCGAGUAAGUAAACUACCUGCCCCCCCAUCCUUGUCUCUGGUUCUUUUUUGUGGGCGUGGCUGGGGGACCAAACUGACGAGUAGAAGCAAACUGUGAAGCCUAGGAACUCACCUAGAGCAUCAGCUCCUCCCUCUCCAGCCUUCUGCUGAGCACCUGGGACUCCGGAGCCUGUUCACAUUCCCCCCAGGCGGGUCCUGUGGCUCUGGGUCCCUGCCAGCAUGGGGGGCGGGGGUUGAUUCUUACAGUUCUUGUGCUCGCGGGAAGGUGUGUCUCAUUGUGGUUGUGCUUUCCCUGAUUAAUGAGAAUAAACGUGUUUUUCAAAAGUU
Molecule: messenger RNA, 2220 nt
Organism: Suricata suricatta (meerkat)
Lineage: Eukaryota; Metazoa; Chordata; Mammalia; Carnivora; Herpestidae
Gene: ACCS
Product: 1-aminocyclopropane-1-carboxylate synthase homolog (inactive)
Exons: 13
Coding region: 334-1884 (516 amino acids)
Biological process (GO): amino acid metabolic process; biosynthetic process
Molecular function (GO): transaminase activity; pyridoxal phosphate binding
Source: RefSeq, a predicted model, not a curated record